Archocentrus centrarchus (flier cichlid) is the source of this 3596-nucleotide messenger RNA. RefSeq names its product integrin beta 3b (gene itgb3b). Gene Ontology annotation, biological process: cell adhesion mediated by integrin; cell-matrix adhesion; integrin-mediated signaling pathway. The transcript has 15 exons. Gene Ontology annotation, molecular function: integrin binding; fibrinogen binding; fibronectin binding. Gene Ontology annotation, cellular component: cell surface; focal adhesion; integrin complex. Bases 117 to 2504 code for a protein of 795 amino acids. NCBI's taxonomy places the organism in Eukaryota, Metazoa, Chordata, Actinopteri, Cichliformes, Cichlidae. The record is from RefSeq and is a predicted model, not a curated record.
UUGACUCUAUUUGGAGUUGUCUGGAUUACAGAGGGGAUUUGUUCUGGCUCAUUUCUGCUCGUACUCGCACCUCAGCUCACUGACGGGUUGUGUCCUCUCAGAGAGCCCUCAGCAGGAUGAGCGCUGUCCAGACGCAGAGGAUGUUAUGCCUGUGGGUUUUGGUCUUUGCGGGAAUAACAGCAGUUUGCGGUUCAAAUGUCUGCACCUCCAGAGGAGCCAGCACAUGCAAGCAAUGUCUGGAUGUGCACCCCAGCUGUGCGUGGUGCUCGCAAGAGGACUUUGGUCAAGGAGUUGCCAGCCUGUCCCGUUGUGAUUUGAAAAGUAACCUGGUAGCAGCGGGCUGUGCUCCAUCAGCUCUGGAGUCUCCGACCAGCAAACUGCAGGUGAUUGAGGACCGGCCCCUCAGUAACAAGGCAGCAGGGGCAACACAAGACGUUACCCAGAUAAAGCCGCAGAAAAUACACAUCACCCUCAGGCCAGAUGAUGCUAAGCGCUUCACAGUGAAGGUGCGCCAGGUAGAGGACUACCCUGUAGAUCUCUACUACCUCAUGGAUCUCUCCUACUCCAUGAAUGAUGACCUCACCCGGCUGAGGACGCUCGGCAAAGGCCUGGCCGAGGCCAUGAACCGCACCACCAGCAACCUGCGCAUGGGAUUUGGAGCUUUCGUGGACAAGCCGCUCUCACCUUACAUGUACAUCUCACCCAAAGAGGCUGUAAAGAACCCCUGCUACAGCAUCAAUACCACCUGUCUGCCCCAGUUUGGCUACAAACAUGUCCUGUCUCUGACGGAGGAAGUGGGCCGCUUCACAGAGGAGGUGAAGAAGCAGAUGGUGUCCAGAAACCGAGAUGCCCCGGAGGGAGGCUUUGAUGCCAUCAUCCAGGCUGCUGUGUGCAAGGAGCAGAUCGGCUGGCGUCCAGGUGCUUCCCACCUUCUGAUCUUCACUUCAGACGCAAAGACUCACGUGGCUCUGGAUGGUCGUCUGGCUGGAAUCGUGGAGCCCAAUGAUGGAAAGUGCCAUCUGAACUCUGAUAAUAUUUACAGCAAGUCCACAACCAUGGAUUACCCCUCUCUUGCUCUGAUCACGGAGAAGAUGUCAGAGAACAACAUCAACCUCAUAUUUGCAGUCACCAACCCCGUGGUUACCCUUUACCAGAACUACAGUGAGCUGAUUCCUGGCACCACAGUAGGAACCCUGUCCAAUGACUCGGGAAAUGUUAUUCAGCUCAUACUGAAGGCAUACAAAAAAAUUCGUUCCAAGGUGGAACUGGAGCUUCAGGGCGUGCCAGAGGAACUGUCUCUUUCCUUCAACGCCACCUGCCUGAACGGAGAGGUCAUCCCUGGCCUCAAAUCCUGCUCCGGGCUCAAAAUAGGAGAUACGGUCUCUUUCAGUGUGGAGGCUCGUGCUCGUGGUUGCCCACCCAAAAAGAAGAAAACCUUUAUCAUCAAACCUGUGGGCUUCAAGGACUCCCUCUCCAUCACUGUCACCUUUGAGUGUGACUGCAAGUGCCAGGCCAAAGCACAGCCUAAUAGCCCCAAAUGUAGUAAUGGAAAUGGCACCUUUGAGUGCGGCAUAUGCCUGUGCCACCCAGGUCGCUUAGGGCCCCACUGUGAGUGCGCUGAAGGCGAUUAUAACCCCACGGCGCAGGACCACUGCAGUGGACCUGCAGGGCCUGGAGGACCUCAGUCUUCUAUCUGCAGCGGCCGUGGGGACUGCGUGUGUGGCCAGUGUGUGUGCCACAGCAGUGACUUUGGGAAAGUCUGGGGAAAGCUGUGCGAGUGUGAUGACUUCAACUGCCUGCGCUACAAGGGAGAGCUCUGCUCAGGGCAUGGCGUCUGUAACUGUGGCUUCUGCCAGUGCGCGCCAGACUGGCAGGGUGAGAACUGUAACUGCUCCAGACGUACAGACACAUGCAUGUCCAGCCUGGGUCUCCUGUGCAGUGGGAGGGGACAGUGUGUGUGCGGAGCCUGCGAGUGUACACAGCCAGGUGCCUACGGAGCCACAUGUGACAAGUGCCCCACCUGCCCCGACGCCUGUACCAUGAAGAAGGAGUGUGUGGAGUGUAAGCACUUCAAGAGGGGCAAACUGAUUGAAGAUAAAACCUGCUCUCGAAUCUGCAAGGAUGAGAUCAUUCUUGUGGAUGAAUUAGAGCUCCAUGACACAAAUGCUGUGAACUGCACUUACAAAGAUGAGAAUGACUGUGUGGCUCGUUUUCAGUACUAUGAAGAUGCCAGUGGCAAAUCCAUCCUCUAUGUUGUCAAAGAGCCAGACUGCCCCAAGGGUCCAGACAUUUUGGUGGUGCUUCUGUCAGUGGCUGGAGCCAUCUUAUUCCUGGGCUUGGCUGCUCUGCUUAUCUGGAAGCUGCUGGUUACCAUCCACGACAGGCGAGAGUUUGCCAAAUUUGAGGAAGAACGCGCUCGUGCCAAGUGGGAAACAGGGCACAAUCCUCUUUACAAGGGAGCAACAUCGACCUUCACAAACAUCACGUACAGAGGAAAAGACUGAUGCUACUGAACAGAGAUGAAGGAUGAAAUAAUGCACUUCUACAAUCCUCUGUGAGAAGGCAGCGAAUCAUGUGCAGGCCUCUACUGUCACACAAUAAUUAAUAAUUAUUUGUUUGUAAAUAUGUAGAAAUCAUUCUGAGGAGACAUUUUAUCAGGGAUUUGACAUGAAACACCCACCUGUAGUACUAUUGUACUACAGGUGGGUGUUUUGUUUGACCACGACUUGUUUUGUUGUGCAGUCCAUAAUAAAGGUUUAGUUCACCCAAACUGGUACCUUGCCACGAAAGGGGAAAUUUCCUCAACUUUUUUGCAAGAUAUGGAUGAUCUGGGCAAAAUGUAGUGAUUAGAUAAUUAAGAUCUAAGAGGUUCUAUGUACUUCCCAGUGUACCAGGGGUAUUCCAGGAGUACCUACAGACAUUGCUCCUCUUUAGAUAAUUUUUGAGUUCUCAUUUAAAAAAAAAAAAACUCUUGGCACCAAGACAAAUGUUUUACUUAUUAAAAUAAAACCAAAAGGAUCCACAUGACAUGACACAUGGUGAACUUAUCCUUUAAUUCUCUAUAGAACCUGAAUUGUUCAUAGUGUUGGGAUUUCCUGUUUGUGAAACCCAGUGGGACUUCCAACAGAUAUCAUGUGAUUUGGAGUAAACUGUUAAUAUACUGAAAUUUUCUUGUGUGAAGACUGUUUACCUAAUUUUCUGCAAAGACAUGAAAUGUAAUUUUUAGUCAUUUUUUUUUUUUCUAAUGCAGUGAAUGUUAUAACCAUGUAACUGGAGACAUUAAGGUUAAAGCAAGCCAUCCUUUUCCCCUGUCUUUAAGCCAGCUUUCUUCCGAUUCGCUGCCCCUUGCAAACAAAAGGUUUGGAUGGCAGGUGGUGGGGCUUGUGUGCUCACAGCCAGAUCUUUGCACCCAAAGUGAUCAUAUUAGAGUUAUUCAUUCUCACUGAUAAUGACUCAAAAGUAGGAAGAAAUUGUCUGAAACAGAGCUUUGAAAACAAGUAAAGGUACAACAGUGACAAAGUUCUGCCGUGUUUCUGUUUUUUAUGUUAAAAACCUGAUGAAUAAAACUGAGCACCCCUCCAUUAAAAAAAUACAAC